Molecule: messenger RNA, 2290 nt
Organism: Aspergillus heteromorphus CBS 117.55
Lineage: Eukaryota; Fungi; Ascomycota; Eurotiomycetes; Eurotiales; Aspergillaceae
Product: SUMO ligase SizA
Exons: 7
Coding region: 226-1824 (532 amino acids)
Biological process (GO): protein sumoylation
Molecular function (GO): SUMO ligase activity; zinc ion binding
Source: RefSeq, a predicted model, not a curated record
CUCUGUCCGGGCUCACUUUUCUCAUCCGAAUUGAUGCCAGGUAGUCUCUUCGACUUGGAAUAAGCCAAAUCUCUUCAUCUUUCUCAAGUUUUCCGGUUUAGCGAGGGAUUGAGAUGUCUUUGAACAGUGUCGCUGAGCAUAGUGCAACUGUCUUGUAUCUUUCUUUCUGAGCUAACACUUUCAUGCUGAUAUCCCUGUCCGCAAGCAGUCCUUCUGCCCCUAGCCAUGGCUUCUGCUGGUCAAUUCUUAGAUAACCAAAGCCUGAGUGCUCUAGUGAAGACAUUGACCAAUGCACAGCUCAAACACAUACUCAGGAAUGAGGGGCUUGCUGUUUCUGGAUUGAAAGCUUCGUUGCAGCUACGGAUUAUUGACUAUAUAGAGAGGCUCAGCCAAGGAGGGCUUGUUGAACAAUACGACAAUUUGAGGAAAUUCGUCUAUGAUACAGCACGCCGGCCAAUUCCUGGACCCUCUUCAACGCAGUCUGUUCCCGGUCAACAUUACCAGCCGUCUCCAGCCAGUCAGCCUUUACCAACGCAGCAUAGACCGUCUUCAUUAGGCCUAUCAAUGCCGUCGCAUGGCCUUGCUUCUGGCCGCUUGACUUUCAAAGAUAGUCCUUUUUACACAGUCGUGGAGCCAUUGACCUCAACCGCGGAAUGCAAAGUGCGCGAACAAACGAGGGACAGUGUGGAGCUUAAAGUUGUUCUUACACCAGCAGUCGCGUCUAGACUACAAGCUGAUUCAAAUCUUCGAGUGAUGGUCUAUUGUGCCGCAGACACGGGUCUCAACCAAUACACAAAAUCGGAUAUCGCUUUCCCCCAUCAGGUUGAGCUCAAGGCAAACCUUGAUGAGGUGAAAGCCAACUUGAGGGGUUUGAAGAACAAGCCUGGUACAACAAGACCAGCAGAUGUUACCCAGCACAUUCGUAAAAAGCCAGGGUAUCUGAACAACAUUGUCAUGACUUACGCUCUCACUCAGAAGCGGUUUUUUGUUCUCAUGAAUCUUGUUCAGAAACACCCAAUUGAGGAGCUUGUGGCUGAGCUGAAAAAGAGAAAGACAAUAUCGAAGGAGCAGGUGCUGCGGGAAAUGAGAAAUAAAGCGGACGACUCGGAUAUUGUUGCAACGUCCAGUGUCCUGUCACUCAAGUGCCCCUUAUCAACACUUCGGAUAAAGGUUCCUUGUCGCUCAGUUAUAUGCACGCAUAAUCAAUGCUUUGACGCAUCCUCGUUCUUGCAGCUUCAAGAACAAGCACCAACCUGGUCCUGUCCUGUUUGUUCCAAAGCGACCAGUUUCGAAUCAUUGCAGAUUGAUCAGUAUGUCGAUGAUAUACUUCGUUUAACCUCGUUAGACGUUGAGCAAGUCAUUGUAGAGCCGGAUGGUCGUUGGUCUAACCCUAAUUACGAAGACUCUGCGAAGGCAGGCGGGUUUACACCGGCAGCAGAUGAUGACGACGAACUGAUAGAGAUAAAGGAGCCAGGAGUUACGCCUAUCAAACAAGAGAGUCUCUCCGCUCCAACUUUCUCUGUGCAGCGGACACCUACUCAGUCACGAGAGCCCUCAGCAACAUCAUCUGCAGCGCACAUCUCGACAAAUAAACGCACUGCCGCCCAGGUCAUCGAUCUUACUGGAAGUGAUGAGGACGAUGAUAUCCCGAUUAGAUCUGCAAAGCGGCCAGCUUUGAAUUCGAUAAGCCGACCCUCACCUCGGCCGGAAUUCUGCAAUCCAUAUAGUGGUGGCUACCUGGAUGGGGGAAGCAUUCCGCUAUCAAGCCAUCCGAGCUCUGAAUAUACGAGUCAGAAUGAUGGCUAUGAUGCAUUGAAUUAUUGAAGCAUAGUAAUCGCACGGUGUUGGGCGCAUUCGGUUUCGGGGUCUGAGUAAGUUAGUACUUACUUACUGGACAGGUUCAUUGGCUGCAUUGGAAAAGGAUGUAUGUAUUUGUGAUUUCUUCUUAAAUGGCUGGAGCGUGUAAGAUGGUUAAUUGGCAUUCGUGAAAGUAGUCAGGUUCUCGAUAUACCACUUUCACCUUGGUCUCCGCAUUCGCCAGAAGCUCAUGAAACGCGCCUGCCGACUCGGAAGGAUAAAUGUUGUCUACUACGAACUCACACUAGCCAGUCGUAAUUGAAACUGUUGUGGUGAAAUCUGGUGUUAUGAUGAAAGGCAGGAGAGCCAAGAAAGCCGUACUUAGCGCUCGCCCUCCCCUGAUUUGCUGCUACUCGGCAGGCAACUAACUGGAUGCGGGCCAAUGAUGUAGAUAGAAUAGUAGUGCCGACUCGGGGCGGUUUUAUUAGCUCCG